CACACUGACUCUGUCAUCAGGCUUGGAUAUUGAGGAAGGAUCGGCUGCUCUGCUGCUGCUGCCGCUGCUCGCCGUCUAUUUGUACUUGCGUGUCUGUGUGGCUGUAUGUGUGUGACAACACGAAAUGCCAGGAUCGGGCUACCUCCAGGGAGAACCUCUCCAUCCUAUAAUGUAAGCCAGACAGCAGCACUGUAGGACUGUGGAGAAACUGCAUCCAUCAGGCCUCCAGAGGACCAGGCAGGAUCCAACGGGAGGGCUGCUGUGUGUGUGUGUGUGUUUUUUAAAUCAUUCUUCUCGGUUGAGGAGAGAAGAGAUUGUCGUCAUCCCCCCAUCCAUCCUUUUUUAACCUGCGCCCCCCCUUCCUUCCCCGCCUCCAUCUCCACUCAGAUUUUUCCCCCUCAUUCUUCUUGAGGCGAUUGUUGGAAUAUCAAACCUCCAUGUAUGACAAUUUGUACCUGCAUGGAUUUGAAGACUCGGAGGCGGGCUCAGCUGAUUCAUAUACUAGCAGACCAUCAGACUCAGAUGUCUCUCUGGAGGAGGAGAGGGAGGUACAGGCCCAUGUCCAGACCCAGAGCCCAAGCCAGAGCCAAGGGACCGGACAAAGUCGCCAGGAGAGGGAGCAGCAGGCCACCAUUCAACUGGAGAGAGCCAAGACAAAACCUGUGGCAUUUGCUGUAAGGACCAAUGUCAGCUACUGUGGAGCACUGGAUGAGGAUGUUCCAGUACCGGCCACAGCCAUCUCCUUCGACGCUAAGGAUUUCCUCCAUAUAAAAGAGAAGUUCAACAAUGACUGGUGGAUUGGUCGCUUAGUGAAAGAGGGUUGUGAGAUUGGCUUCAUCCCCAGUCCUCUGAAGCUUGAGAACAUCCGACUCCAGCAGGAGCAAAAAAGAGGACGGGUCCAAGGUAAGUCUGGAGGGAACUCUUCUUCCAGUGUAGAGGAUGAGGUUUCUGCCUCUAUCCGACCCCUCAUAUCCUCAGCAGGAAAGCAGAAACAGAAAGUGCUGGAGCAUAUCCCCCCAUAUGAUGUGGUUCCAUCCAUGAGGCCAGUAGUGCUGGUGGGACCUUCGCUCAAAGGUUAUGAAGUAACAGAUAUGAUGCAGAAGGCACUGUUUGACUUUCUCAAACACAGAUUUGAUGGCAGGAUAACUAUUACACGAGUUACAGCAGACAUAUCAUUGGCCAAGAAGUCUGUUCUUAACAAUCCCAGUAAGAGGGCCAUUAUUGAACGUUCCAACACUAGGUCCAGUUUAGCUGAAGUACAAAGUGAAAUUGAAAGGAUCUUUGAAUUGGCUCGCUCGCUCCAGCUGGUGGUGCUCGACGCUGACACCAUAAACCAUCCAGCCCAGCUCCUCAAGACCUCACUCGCCCCCAUCAUCGUCCAUGUAAAAGUCUCCUCACCAAAGGUUCUGCAAAGGCUAGUGAAGUCCAGAGGAAAGUCACAGAGCAAACACCUCAAUGUGCAGCUUGUGGCAGCUGAUAAAUUGGCCCAGUGUCCCCCAGAAAUGUUUGACAUCAUCUUGGAUGAGAACCAGCUGGAGGAUGCCUGUGAGCAUCUAGCUGAAUACCUUGAGGCCUACUGGAAAGCAACCCAUACCUCAAUGGCAACCCCACUGAACCCCCUGCUGGGGCACAACCUGGGCCCUACCACCCUGACCCCAUACCCGACCACCAUCUCUGGACUGCAGCAGAGCCAAAGAAUGAGACAGAGCAACCAUAUGGGAGACCAUUCCACUCCAAAUGAACGACGUAAUCUGAUGGCAUCAGAUGAAAAUUACCAAAACGAAAGAGCGAACAAGGGACGCAACCGCAUGUCUUCUAGCUCACAGCAUAGUCGAGAACAGCCAGACCCAUACCAGGACUACCAGGACCCCUAUCAGGAUGCAUACAAGCCACAUCGUAACCGCAGUUCACCCGGCAGCUACAGCCAGGACUCCCGGCAUCGACUCUGAGCCCACGUUUGUCAUCACCAGGGCCUCAGGGGUCCCAAUUCCACCCAUAAUAAAUGCUGCAACAGAGCCAAGAUGGACCCUUGUUGUACCAUUUACCUAUUGAUCACACUAAUUUGUCCUCCUGGUUGUUUCCUUUUUUAAAAAAAAAAAAAGUUUGUGUUCAGGUAUGUUUUUGUCAAGCUGCCAGGAUGACCUACCAGUAAAUAGUUUGAGCCUUCGACAGAAUAAGGUGCAACAUGUCAACACAAACAAUGUUGUUGUUUUCAGAUUUAUUUAAGUUCUGGGACCUUUUGGGAUUGUAGUAACACAAUGCUCAGCAGACGUGUAGCGCAGAUGUGUUUUGUUGCUCGAGUCAACAAGCUAAUUGUGGA
Thalassophryne amazonica is the source of this 2320-nucleotide messenger RNA. Its product is annotated as voltage-dependent L-type calcium channel subunit beta-4-like. Gene Ontology annotation, biological process: neuromuscular junction development; chemical synaptic transmission; calcium ion transmembrane transport. Gene Ontology annotation, molecular function: protein binding; high voltage-gated calcium channel activity. The transcript has 13 exons. Bases 438 to 1949 code for a protein of 503 amino acids. NCBI's taxonomy places the organism in Eukaryota, Metazoa, Chordata, Actinopteri, Batrachoidiformes, Batrachoididae. The record is from RefSeq and is a predicted model, not a curated record. Gene Ontology annotation, cellular component: voltage-gated calcium channel complex.